AUGAUAAAUACUUGGUUUACAGACUGUCCAAUAACCCUCACAACAUCAUUCCCUAGUUCCAGACAACUUUAUACCUGCCUUGAUAUCACUAAACACUUUUUCCUGCUAAAGUCAAGUCUGAUUUUUCAACACAAGGUUUCAGAAAAGCAACGAAGAGAAGAAGAACUGAAAGAACUGAAGGAAUACAGAAGUAAUCUCAAUAAGGUUGGAAUUUCUCCAGAAAACAAGAAAGAAGUGGAGAAGAAGUUGGCUGUGAAACCAGUAGAAACCAAGAGCAAAUUCUCCCAGGCAAAGCUGUUGGCAGGAGCUGUGAAACAUAAGAGCUCAGAGAGUGGCAAUAGUGUGAAAAGACUGAAACCUGACCCGGACCCAGAUGACAAGAAUCAAGAGGCCGCAUCCUGUGUGUCUCUUGGAAGCACUUCCCUGAGUGGGCCUUCCAUCCACUGCCCCUCUGCUGCCGUCUGUACUGGCAUCCUCCCGGGCUUGGGUGCCUACUCUGGGAGCAGUGACUCGGAGUCCAGCUCAGACAGCGAAGGCACCAUCAACGCCACGGGGAAGAUCGUCUCCUCCAUCUUCCGAACUAACACCUUCCUCGAGGCCCCCUAG
Molecule: messenger RNA, 606 nt
Organism: Chrysochloris asiatica (Cape golden mole)
Lineage: Eukaryota; Metazoa; Chordata; Mammalia; Afrosoricida; Chrysochloridae
Product: protein FAM192A-like
Exons: 2
Coding region: 1-606 (201 amino acids)
Cellular component (GO): nucleus
Source: RefSeq, a predicted model, not a curated record